Molecule: messenger RNA, 3748 nt
Organism: Phaeodactylum tricornutum CCAP 1055/1
Lineage: Eukaryota; Bacillariophyta; Bacillariophyceae; Surirellales; Neidiaceae
Exons: 4
Coding region: 1-3681 (1226 amino acids)
Biological process (GO): spliceosomal tri-snRNP complex assembly
Source: RefSeq, a predicted model, not a curated record
AUGAACAUCCUGGCACCGAGAGGUAACAUUAUUGCACUAUUGGGUCUCCCACGCGGCAGCGUUAUUAGUUUGGAUGGGCAAACGGUAGCUUUGAAACGGGAUGACUUUGUAGGCUUUUCGAACGUCCCCGCAAGUGACAGUUGUCAUUUUGUAACGAUAAGGGCGACUUCGAAAACUAGCACCACGAGCGAUUUCCCAGCGCAAUUGGCAGCAGCAGUGACGGUUGCCUACAUGACCUGGGACAAUGACUUGAUUCGCAAAUUCGAUCCGCAAACAGAAGAAAUGUCCAGUGUACCUGCCGACACUUGCACAACCGACAAUCUACUGCACAGAAUUGAAACACGGCACAUCGAUGGACAAAGUUUAAUUUCUUACCCACAGCUAUUAAACGACGAAAAGGAGAAGGACUGGGUAUUGCUAACAAAUCACGUCUCGAAACGACUGCUACAAAAACGCCACAUAGGAACAAAUGAUAAAAUUGUUCCAGGAUUGUGGGAUGAGCAGGAAAACGAAGCAAUCGACGGUACACCGAUCCACUACCCCAUCAUUCCAAUCUUAGCCCCACAUGCAUCAAGGCAUGCAGCUACAAAACGAUACUUGGCAAACUUGUCUCCCUCCGCUCGGACAAAAUUAUAUACCCACGAAUCACCUUCCGAUUCCAUUUUUGAGCGAGUGUUGCUUGAAAAGUAUGACAAUGACAGCGGGCUACUCUUGGGCGAUAUACAAUUGGCAUAUGUAGUAUUUUUGCACUUGCACUGCUUCGUCUCUUUUGAACACUGGCGGGACAUGAUCGUCAUGCUAAGCUUGCUAUCUGAAAAGGUUUUUGCCAACGACCGCAUGAAGCGCUUUCCAAACAAGCUGAUACAAGUGCUCAAAUCACAGUUGAUGGUAAUCGGAGAAGAUUUGAUCGAGAAUUCAGACUUGUUCGACGACAAUGAUUUAUCACCUGCCAUGCAGCGUCUGAUUGCCAUCUUGAUGAAGGUUGUAAAAGAUGGUGAAGGGCAGGCUCUUUUGUCUCGACUAUGGGCCAUGCUUCGUACCCGAUUUCCGAUGUUUACAGACAACGAGUUUCAUUUAUCAAGUAAUUACAGCUCUGGAACAAACAACGAAGAGACAGAGGAAAGUGACGAGGAUAGACCAGUUCUAGUGGCCAGCGAGGAAGUGCAGGCUUCGUUGGCUCGGUCACAAGGCGCGCGGUUGUCAACAGGUAUUGCCUUUGAACCUGUUUUCAUGAAGACCGAGCUUCAGGAAGCUUAUCCACUCUUACUUGCAGCGGUCAUGCCGCACGAAGAUAUACUUAUGACGUGCGCCAGGGCGCUGGACGAAGCCACUGAUGUUUCUUUGGUUCGCGAAGCCGCAGCUUACUUGGAGCAAGUCGAGCUACAAAGACAUACUACAAGGAUCGAAUUUAUCGUUCACUGGUACCGGAACUGGACUUUGUUUUACCUUGUAUUUCUACAAGCAGCUAUGGCGCAAGUGGACUUUGUAAAGGAUGCGAAGGAAAUUCGUUCUUAUUUGAAGACAGAGGAGGACGCGUUUGUGACCGAUGGCAUACAUGGUCUUAUCCGAGGCUCCUCUUCCAUCGCACGUCUCAUCCGCAACGCGUUGCAUACAGAUGGGUACUUUGUUUUGCAUAGUAUCUUGACGACCAGAGAGUGCCAGCAAGCCGUCGAUAGGAUGUGGGACUUCGUACAUGAUACAUCGGCGGGAUCCGUGCAACGGGAGCAAGAUGAAACCUGGGCUUCGUGGCCAUGUGAUGAACCCAUCGAUCGUUGCAAUAGUGUGGAAACAUUUAAUGUAAACGGAGCUGGCUGGUUACUUGGAGAUCUCCGGGAGCAAUUGGCGGAGAGGGUUUUCGAAGAUUUGUUCGGUACUUCUGAGUUGCAUUCUUCUAAGGAAGGGUUUGUGUUUGGGCGUCCGAACCAUGUAGCCGCCGACGGCAAUUCCGACAUGUCGUUUACGCGAAACAGCGAUGUGACGAUUCGAUCUGUAGUGGCGCUUGAGGAUGCAGGUGCUGCUAAGGGUGGAUUUUCUUUCUUCCCCGCGUCAUUUCGAGCUUCAUUGGAGGAAUGCUUGGACAAAAAGCCAGAAAUAGUCAAUCUAAAAAAAGGAGAUGUGUUACUUUGGCGGUCGGAUCUCCUUCAUGCUUUGAUCCCACCUUCACAGCCCACGCUUCAAUUUCAAACAUUGGCACUCGUCAGCAUGCAACCCGCUAGCCGAACUCCCGUGUACCUGCGCAGCCUCAAAAUGGAAGCGUACAAACAACGAAGAAGUGGCAGUCAUUGUGUCCACGAAGAGAACUGGAGCCGAAAUAGUGGCAUCGGUCGCCCCUAUUUUCGCUGCAGUCCACCUCUACUAACCCGACGACAAGCGGAAUUGUACGGUCUAAUAUCAUACACAAGCUGUGACGAAGCAUGGAAAGAAGAAAAGAAGCGAGCCAUGGUAUGCGGUGUGCGUUUCCAAGAUGAAUUUGAGGCGCACACAUUUCCUACGGCUCGCCCGUGUUCGGCUGUACUUGACUAUUUGACGACAAAUAAUCCAGGCGACAUGAUGGGAAAAGACAAAUAUUUAGGUGGAGUGGCAUCGCCAUGUGGAAAAUAUGUGUAUGGCGUCCCAGGAUCGGCGCGACGCGUGUUGAGAAUUCACGUAGAAGAUGGAAAUAUGGACUGUAUCGGACCUUCAUUCGAAGGGAAAUUUAAAUGGUUACGGGGCGUCGAUGUUCCAGCGGAAUCGAUGAUGGACAAAAGGUAUCCGCAAGGAUGCUGUUUGGCUCUCCCUUGCAACCAUAGCUCCAUUUUAAAAAUCAAUCCAUCGACAGAUGAGGUUUAUUCAUUUGGCCAAGACACCAUAAAAGGCUGCGGCAGCGACGAUUGGCUCUACCAUGGUGGAAACCUGGCUUCAAAUGGUUGGAUUUAUGCGAUUCCUGCAAACGCGAAACAAGUGCUUAAAUUCCACCCGGUAACAGACAAAGUAUACUUGAUAGGGCCAAACUUUCCUGGUCGGUGCAAGUGGUUUGGUGGAAUCCUUGGUUCCGAUGGUUGCGUCUAUGGUAUCCCUCACAAUCAGACCGGCGUACUGAAAAUCGAUCCAUCAACAGAUCAAGUCGCAAUUCUCUACCAUGACAGUGGAAAGCCGCUGCCGGAUGGUCGCUGGAAAUGGCAUGGUGGUAUACGUGCUGGUGACAAGAUCUAUGGGUUUCCAAACAAUAGCGACAACAUUCUAGUCAUCAACUGUCGCCUCAAACAAGUCUACACAAUUGGGGAUAGUUCAAUUUUGAGAUCGGGUAGACAUCGAGUGAACAAUGAUAAUCGUUACAAGUACCUGGGUGGCGCUUUAACAUCAGACGGUGGGUUUGCCUACCUUUUUCCGUGUGAUGCAGAACGUGUUCUCCGAAUUAAUUGCGAUACGGAUGAUCUCGCGCUCGUGGGGCCAUUUUUGCUCGAAGGGGAAAACAAGUUCCAGAACGGCUUUGCCGCACGUGAUGGAUGUUUGUACGGUAUUCCACAGAGAAGCUCAGGUGUCUUGAAAAUAACACCGUCUUCGAAUCCCAGCGAAGAGGACCACGUUGAUAUUGUAUAUUGCGGCGAUGACAUGAUAGGUUGCAAAGAUAAGUUUGAAGGAGGAGUCCUGGGACUUGACGGGCGUUUAUACUGCAUUCCUUUGCGACAAACACAUGUCUAAGAAUCACACCUUCGUAUAGUACACCAUCCUAAAAAAAAACAAGAAUUCCAAACAGUAUUCUAAUUUG